Molecule: messenger RNA, 6902 nt
Organism: Acytostelium subglobosum LB1
Lineage: Eukaryota; Evosea; Eumycetozoa; Acytosteliales; Acytosteliaceae
Exons: 2
Biological process (GO): siRNA processing
Cellular component (GO): nuclear RNA-directed RNA polymerase complex
Molecular function (GO): RNA-directed RNA polymerase activity; hydrolase activity; ATP binding
Source: RefSeq, a predicted model, not a curated record
AUGAACCUUGCACUUCGAGAAAACAAGGUCGACAGCUCCCUGUUCUAUCUUGUGGAGAACACCAAAAGGCCUCAGUUCUCACCGUUCAAGAUCUAUCAUCAGUCAUGCUGUCAGACUAUUGGCACUGUGAUCAAGCGGGACUUUAACAACAAUGACAAGAUGUACUGUCUAGACCCGGACAGCGUGGCAUUGACUCUUCAACUCAUCAACACAAAGACUUCACGCUGGAAGAAAAUAGACCCUAAUAUCUUUGAGCAACUUGGAGUCAAGCUAGUCAAUCAAGUCAAUCAACCUCAAUCUCAAUCGAACAAUGCCGUCAUCAUCAAUGGAAAUGGAGACAACAACAAUGAUACAAUCAUGUCACCCGAGACACCAAACAAGAACACUCAUACACUUCAUUACCUGACCACAAUCAUACCGAAACAACCAAACAUGCAACAACUGAUGGUCCCCAACAUGGACCUCUAUGACUUUCAAGUUGAAUCACUCUAUAUCGCACUGCAAUCCAACUCAAUCCUCAUCCUACCGACUGGACUAGGAAAGACAAUGGUCUCUGCACUACUUAUACAACAGAUGCACAUAUGCAAUGGACAGAACCACAUCGACACGGUGGUCAAGCGGAUGGCAUUGUUUGUCGUGGCCAGAGUACCAUUGGUGAACCAGCAGGCGUUGGCCAUCAAGACAUUCUUCCCAUUACUCAAAACGGUUACCAUCCACGGUGGACAGAAACAAUUCACAGAGAUCACAAGCGUCAAUGACGACAGACCCGACGUCAUCUUUUGCACUGCAGACACAAUUCUCAACUGUCUGUUGGUCAAUCAGCUGCGCCCCAAAGACUUCCACCUGGUCGUCCUGGACGAGGUGCACAACUGCUCGGGCGGCCACCCCUUUGCCCGUCUGGCCAAGAUCUUCACGGACAUGACCGAGAAGGCUUACUCUCCCCUCAUCUUUGGAAUGACGGCGUCGCCUACAAGCACCUCCGGCAGCAUUGAGGGGGCGCUAAAGAACCUCGAGAUGACGCUCAAUGCAGCAUCGUUCAUUCCUCAUUCGAUCAAGGAAUACAAGAAGGAGGUGGCCACCAUGAACCUGGUGCCAUUCACCUUCAACCAACUGCAGUCUGAGGUCCGAGAGGUGAUUGAGAGCGCCAUUAGAGAGAUAGCUUCCUGUUUCCACUGCGAACUCCCAAUGUUCUCUGAGAACCUAGAGUACAGCCAUCAGAGGAUUGGCUCGUUCAUCCAUGCUGCGCGCCAACUCGAGACCUACAUCUUCAAUCUCAAGAUCAACAACAAGUUCACUCAAACGCUCACCUAUCAAACCAUACAUCUGUUCAAACUGAUCGAAUUGUUGUCGAUCAUUGAGAUUGAGAGCGUGCGACAGCUGGAGAACCAAGUUCACAGCGAGCUACUGGAUGCAUCCAACGCUGACAUCAACCAGGCGUUCAACGUCCAUCUCCGCCACAUCCUGCAGGUGAUCCAAUCGCGACCCGACCGCAUCAUGUAUGACCAGCUCAAUUCGGAGAAGUACAGCAAGCUUGCCGAUCUCAUCAAGUCCAAUCUAAACGGCCCGAAUGGCUCGUCAUUCAAGUGCAUCAUCUUUGUACGCAUGCGCACCACCGCGCUCCGCCUGCUAGGUGUGCUGCGCAAGGAGGAGUUCAACGAGCAGAUCAACUCCAAGUACGUGGUUGGCAACGUAUCGAAUGAUGAUGGCAUGGAAUACAGCAAACAGAGCUCACACAUCCAGAAGUUCAGAGAGGGGCAGUGCCGACUGAUCGUUUCCACAUCGGUGCUCGAGGAGGGCAUCGACGUGCCAUCGUGCAACGUCAUCAUCUGCUUCGAGGAGGACCUACAGCUGCGCUCCCUUAUCCAGCGACGCGGGCGUGCUCGCGAACGAAACAGCCAGUUCCACGCUAUGCAGUUCCAGGAGGACCCGAAGCGGCCGCCUGUCAACCCGCUGAUCGCCCUGCUCAGACGAGAGAAGAUUAUGAUGAACCUGGUCAGGCAGCGCAUGGCCAUUAAUGGACUGAAUGACCCCACCAAGCUCACUCAGUUCAUGAAUGACUACAAGCGAUUCAAAGAACAACGAAGCCCCGACUGCUUGGACGCGACUCACAAGACCAACCAUGGACCAUCAAUAUCACCUCAGCUCAUCUCAUUGUUCCUCACAUUCUAUCAUUCCGAUGCCAUUGGUGCAUUUGAUCAAAGUACAUUCAGCGACAUCACACUGCAAGACAAGUUACAGUUUAUCUUUAGAGAGUUUGUAGACAACACGCCAUCAAAGGCAACGGCAACAACCACACCGACAAAUACUUCACCAUCAUCCUCAUCAUGGAUGACACAAACCAAGAUGGUGGCAAUCGAUGCCCCAAUGUCAUGGUCCCACAACCUUUUAAUCAAUCUGCGACAACUCCUUUCCAUUUGGACACCCUCACAUUACUGUUGGCUUCAAGUCAAGACUGGAGGUGAUCAUCACUCAAACAUCAUCGCCACCCCAUCCUCAUCAAGGACCAACAACUCCACACUGCAGACUAGUGUACGCUACCUGGAAGGUGGCGACUUUAUCACUCCCACUCAAUUCAGGACUGUGUGGCGCGAACACUCAACAUCAUCAACGUCGACCUCAUCAUCAUCAUCUUCAUCUGCAACUGGAGUGUCACUUUUAUUUAGCAACGAUGCUAAUAGGUUGACGCUUUACUUUCACGAGCGCCAUCAACAGGUUGUAUUCAUCAUGGGAGAUCUCGAGAACUUCCUAUUGUACGACCUAUUCACAAGUCACUUCUAUCUCACGACAAAGCGAUCCCCGAGGAUAUACCAGAUGGACCCGACCACCAACCAGGUGGCCAGUCGUCAGAGCUGUCUACCCAGUUGCCCAUUAUCAGGUCCAAUGACCUUUGUAUUCAGAUUCAAGUUGGAUAUGCCACAGGGCAUGGAUGAGACGUACCUGGCCGACCUGUUCCAGCUGCCCCUCUACUACGCGGCCAUUCACACGAUCACCAAGCCGAUCACAAUACCACGAUUCAACUUUUAUCUGAACCGUCGUCUUGCAUACCUGGUGCACAUCUUUGAGACCCAUCAACAGUUUGGCAAGGCGAGCCUCACACAAGACUUUUAUGACACGAUCGAGGACUUGGCCAACAAGGGCCAGAUUGCCAAGGCCGAGCAGAUGCUCAAUCUUGCGAUGGCCACGAUGAACAAGUCUCACUUGCCUACGCCAAACUGCGCUCAGGGACAGGCCACCCUCCCGCCAGUGAUCGACCUUCCAACCAAUCACUGCCUGAUCAAGAAGGCACGACUCACGCCAACACGUGUCAUCUUCCUGCAGCCAAUACUGAUGAUGUGUAACAGGGCCAUUCGUAUGUCCCACCCCGACAACUUCCUCAUUGUACAGCUGACCGAGGAGGAUGGCGGCGAGAUCAUUGAGAACCAGACACUGCUUAACACACAGACACACACACGUCUGCUCCAUGGCAUCAACAUUCAAGGCGAUGGCACCUAUUUCUUCCUGGGGAGUAGCUCGUCACAAUCGCGUCGUGGCACUUGCUGGUUCUAUCGCAGCCGCGACGGCGAGGACUUGGUGCAUGUGCGCAACACAUUGGUGGGUGAGACCUCACUCUAUCCCAAUGCGCGCAAAUACCUGCGUUGCCUCAACCUUGUGUUCCCAUCGACACGCCCGGUGAUGCUCAUAGAUGGGCACGACUACCACGAAGGCCUGGAUGACAUCAUCAUCAAUGGACACAACUUCUCAGAGGGCGUUGGCUAUAUUGGCAUUGACACGGCACAGGAUGUAAUCACGAGAUGCUCCUACCCAAACAGCACCAGCGCCUUUCAGAUUAGGAUCGGUGGAAACAAGGGCGUCGUGUCCAUUCAUCCUACGAUCAGACGAGGCCUCUAUCUGCGCAAUAGCAUGCGCAAGUUCCACACUACACCAGAGCCACACAACCGCACACUCGAGAUCAUCAGUAUAAGCUCCAACAAGCCAUGCUACUUGAAUCGCCAGAUCAUCAAUCUGUUCUCAGGUCUGGGCGUUCCCGACCACUGUUUCAUGGAGUUGCUUCAGGACGCGCUCGACAAUCUUGCACUGAUGUUCUAUGAAUCCGACACUUCCAGGACACUGCUUGAGUCGAUCGACCUGUUCCGCGACGUCAGCUGGGCGGCUGUCAAGGCAGACCCCAUGGUGCGCCAGAUUCUUGCGCUCAUAUACCAGAAGCGUGUGGCUAACUACCGCGACAAAUCCUUCAUCCCCAUCCCCAAGGCACGCACACUCCUUGGCGUACUCGAUGAGACCAACACUCUUGUGGCAGGCCAGGUGUUCAUCAAGCUGAGCACCAUUGGACUCCAAGGAACUCUGAUUACUGGUCGCGUUGCAGUCUGCAAGAAUCCAUGCCUACAUCCUGGCGAUGUGAGGCUGCUCGAGGCUGUUGACGUGCCUGCCCUGCACCAUCUUCUGGAUGUGGUAGUGUUUGCCGCACGCGGCUCAGUACCCGACUUCAAACAAUGCUCUGGCUCCGACCUCGAUGGCGACCGCUACUUCUGCUGCUUCGACCAAGACAUGCUCGAACACAUGGAUGAGCAUGAGCCAUACAUUGGCAGUGAGGACGAUGGGUCAGCCUCAUCUGACAACCGACCCAUCGAUCAAACCGCACUGAUGGAUCAAUACAUGGACAGCAUUCAACGUGGCACACUUGGACAGAUUGCACUCUCACAUCUGGCUGUUUCCGACUACCACUCUCCAACGCACCCAUUGGCAAUCAACCUCGCCAAGCAACACUAUGUCGAGGUGGAUGCACCCAAGACUGGCGUACAUGCCAUGCUUCCCCUUGAGGUGGAGCAAGUCAUUGGCAACUAUGAGAGAUUCCCCUCAUUCAUGGAGCGCUCACUCCCCAGCAAGAAGUACUGGCAGUCCACCAAAGUCCUAGGCAAGCUCUACGAUCAAUGCAAACAGCUCUCUCAAGUGAUGAUGUACACUAUCUCCGAGUCCUCCACGUCAUCAACAUCAACAUCCUGCAACAGUGGAGCCAUCUCAGUAUACAUUGAUCAAGCGCGCCAAGACUACAACAUGUACAAGGUUGAGGUGAUACUGUUGCUCAACCGAUAUGAGGUUGGCUCUGAGGAGGAGUUGAUGGUUCAGUGCUCUGAGGAGAUCACCGAGAGGAACUCGCGCAAGGAGAUCAUCAAGGAGGGCAACCUAGCACUCAUUCAGAUCCAAAGACGUUGGAGGCAGGAAUUCAUUCGACAGCUCAACUUGUAUGAAUCUGACACUCUUGUGCACUUGUCCCCUGAAGUGCGAUUGAGUGCCGACUGCAAGGUUGCAGCAUGGCGUGCUGUCGCGGACGAGGACCGCACGGACCCCGUGCGCAGUUUCUACUGGAUAGUGCAACCCUUUGCAACUCAACCAACCAGCAAGGCCAAGAUGGACAAUAACCAAGAGCAACUACAGCUCUCUCUGGACAUUGUCAAGUUGUUCAAGUCAAAUGCACCACAAUUGAUUCGGACAUACACGGAGCGCGUACAGAUCGCCUCCACUCUGGUCAACAUACUUCAUCGAUUCGACCCUAUCUUCAAAGACGCGCAACUGUUUGUUUAUGGCUCCUCAUCACUGUUCCUCUUUGAGGAGCACAGCGACCUGGACCUCCAUCUCCUCCUCAAUCGCGGUGUCAACGACGCUGACAAAGCCACCCUGUAUCGCACGAUUGAGGCCGCGCUCAAGUGCACAGUGGCCGAGAUCGAGAACAUCAAAUACCUUGAGCACUCAUUCUUCCCGAUCGUUCGGUUCAAGAUGUGCACGGUCCACUGCGAUCUCUCACUCAACAGCAAUGGAACAGAGAAGACAUUACUCAUCACAGAGUACUAUCGACUAUACCCAUUCCUGUUGCCGUUCAUCUACAUCAUCGUUCAAUGGGGUCGCGAAUGCGGACUGCUCUCAUCGAUGGAUCGCAAUGGUACCACCACUCAGACGCGACUACUCAAGACCUGGUCAUUGGUGUGGAUGUCCAUCCACUACUGCAUUGAGUCUGGAAUCAUUCGGCCCGUGACUGUCACAACAUCCUCCGUGCCCAACCCUGAGGCACGAUGGUGGACCAGCUUGAUCGACUCUAUCAAGAUGGAUAAUACUCAUGUUAACAACAUUGGUCGCUACCUUCUAGGCUUCUACCGCUUCUACACCAUGCUGCUGGGCCGAACCAUAUGGCGCCAGGAGAAGUUGGUUCUCAUGUGUCCGUUGGACACGGUCGACUUCCCUAGCCUGUUGCUCGGCACGUCCGAGUCUGAGCACAACAGUUCCUUCCUCUUCGAGACGUUCCAACUGGCCUACCACACACUGGCAGCAUCGUGCAGCGACAUCAACGAGUUCAUCAAGAAGUCACUCAACAACAACACAAAGAUCAUACAUCUCGAUGGCAGUCUGAGCCGCUACGUCAGCCAAGAUGAGCAGUUCUUCACAGGCGGCAUCAUGGCCAAGACUGGCGCCUCCCUAUCCCUGCACCGCCAGCGCAAGAAGCGCUACCUGCUCAAGAUAUCGGGCGAUCCCCUCUCCAUCCAACAUGCGAUGCGCGAAGUCACUAAGCUCUACCACGAGGUGUCUCGAAUCCUCCUGAAAGUUCAUCGCAACAUUGUCUCUGGCGCCGGCACUCUUCUCCUGUUCGACGGGGCUGCCGACCGCUUCAGCAAGAUACGCUUCGAAGACACAAACAUAAUGCCCAACAUCAAUCACUUCCUCAAGCGACGAUUCAGACCCGUGGCCAUCGCCCCCAGCAUCGGCACGGAUGGCCUGGAAGAACAUAGAUUGCGUUUGCGUGACUCAUACCUCGAGUUCACCAAGCAGUGCUUCACACAGAUUCAUCGUCUCUACAAGAAUUACAUUCCCGAGCGCUAUGGCGAGGUACAGGUCUACAUGCGCUUCGGCUCGAU